AUGGUAGCUGACAUGGAAGAUAGGGUACACCGUUUCGUGACUGGACUUGGGCCUCACUUGAUUAAGGAUUGUAUGAUGGCUUCAUUACAGGGUGGCAUGGAUAUUGCUCGCAUCCAGGCAUAUGCACCGAAUUUGGAAGACCUCGAACACAAUAGCGAACUGAGAAAGACCCGAAUAGGGGCCGUCAUAAGUGGGCCAGAUCCACAGAGGCAGCGUUAUGAUCGACCCACUUAUUCUGGAUCGAGUCAAAGUUUGAGGACGCCAGUCCCUUUUUAUAAGGGAGAAUCUAGCCAGGCAAGGCCCCCACUGCCCCGUUGUGAUCAGUGCGGUAAGGGCCACUUUGGACGGUGCUGCCAGGGUAUGGGGGUGCGUUAUUCUUGUGGGCAGCCUGGUCAUGUUAUGGGAAACUGUCCAUCUCGUGGUAGAGGAGGCCCGGCUCAGCCAACAGGUUCGAUUGCAGGUUCCUCGUCUUCUGUUCGCCCUCCUGGGCAAGGUUCUAAUUCAGCCCAAGCAGGCAGAGGUAGGGGAAGAGGCCAAACAUCUAGAUCAGGCAGCAAUCCAAAUCGUAUUUAUGCACUUAUAGGGUAG
Molecule: messenger RNA, 588 nt
Organism: Lycium ferocissimum
Lineage: Eukaryota; Viridiplantae; Streptophyta; Magnoliopsida; Solanales; Solanaceae
Exons: 2
Coding region: 1-588 (195 amino acids)
Source: RefSeq, a predicted model, not a curated record